Messenger RNA from Pogoniulus pusillus (Red-fronted tinkerbird), 3187 nucleotides. RefSeq names its product pancreatic alpha-amylase. Lineage: Eukaryota; Metazoa; Chordata; Aves; Piciformes; Lybiidae. The transcript has 12 exons. Gene Ontology annotation, molecular function: cation binding; alpha-amylase activity. The coding region runs from base 303 to 1856 and encodes 517 amino acids. Gene Ontology annotation, biological process: carbohydrate metabolic process. The record is from RefSeq and is a predicted model, not a curated record.
UCACUGUAAUAAAAAUAAACUUUGAGUUUGAGAAGAUCUAACAGAACAAGUCAUCUGUGGAGUUCACAUGUGUCCAGAUAGGAGCAGUUUCCAGGCAGACAAAUACUACGAUAAUGACAAACUCCUUUUGUUACUUUGGAUAGCAAAGCACCGAAGCCACAUGAAGCAGAAACCCACUGCAGCCUUCACAGCCUGGGAAACCCUUAUGCUGCCACGUUUUGAGUCUGCCACUUUGCAAAGCUCUGCGACUCGGUUUAUUGCACACUAAAGGGACAUGAAUAGGCAGUGAGAAGAGCAGGCUGAUGCCAGAGCACGGGAUGGGUGUCUAUUUUCUGCUGCUCGUUGUAGGGCUUUGCUGGGGGCAGUACACCCCCAACACCCUCCCUGGGAGGACAUCUAUCGUACACCUCUUCGAAUGGCGCUGGGUGGAUAUCGCGCUGGAGUGCGAGCGCUAUUUAGCUCCCUAUGGAUUUGGAGGAGUUCAGAUUUCACCUCCAAAUGAAAAUGUUAUCAUUACUGACCCCAGGCAACCAUGGUGGGAAAGAUACCAGCCUGUCAGCUACAAGCUGUGCACUCGAUCUGGAAAUGAAACUGAAUUUAGAGACAUGGUGACCAGGUGCAACAACGUUGGAGUACAUAUUUAUGUGGAUGCAGUAAUCAACCAUAUGUGUGGAGCCAACGCUGGUGCUGGUGACCAUGCUACUUGUGGAAGCUACUUCAAUGCAAAGGCUGAAGAUUUUCCAGCUGUGCCCUAUUCUGGCUGGGACUUUAACGAUAAGAAAUGCAAAUCUAGAAGCGGAGACAUUGAGAAUUAUCAGGAUGUAUCUCAGGUGCGGGACUGCCGCUUGGUCAGCCUGCUGGACCUGGCCCUGGAGAAGGACUAUGUGCGCUCCAAAGUCGCCGAGUACAUGAACUACCUGAUUGAGAUCGGUGUGGCAGGCUUCCGCAUCGAUGCUGCCAAGCACAUGUGGCCUGAGGACCUGAAGGCAGUUAUAGACAAGCUGAAGGAUCUCAACACCAGAUGGUUUUCUGCAGGAACGAAGCCUUUCAUUUACCAGGAGGUGAUUGACUUGGGUGGAGAGCCAAUCAAAGGCAGUGAGUACUUUGGGAACGGUCGAGUGACAGAGUUCAAGUACGGGGCGAAGCUGGGGACGGUGAUCCGCAAGUGGAGCGGGGAGAAGAUGGCCUACUUAAAGAACUGGGGAGAAGGCUGGGGCUUCAUUCCCUCUGACAGAGCCCUGGUCUUUGUGGAUAACCACGACAACCAGCGAGGCCAUGGGGCUGGAGGAGCUUCCAUUCUAACCUUCUGGGAUGCCAGGCUUUACAAGAUGGCAGUUGGCUUCAUGCUUGCUCACCCUUAUGGGGUCACACGAGUGAUGUCGAGCUUCCGCUGGCCGAGAUACUUUGUAAACGGACAGGAUACCAACGACUGGGUUGGACCCCCAAGUAACUCGGACGGCUCAACCAAGCCUGUUACCAUCAACGCAGACACCACCUGUGGCAACGACUGGGUCUGUGAGCAUCGCUGGCGGCAGAUCAGGAACAUGGUUGUCUUCCGUAACGUGGUGGACGGCGAAGCCUUCUCCAACUGGUGGGACAAUGGCAGCAAUCAAGUAGCGUUUGGCCGUGGCAGUAAAGGCUUCAUCGUUUUUAAUAAUGAUGACUGGCCUUUGAAUGUGACUCUGCAGACUGGUCUGCCUGCUGGCACUUACUGCGAUGUCAUUUCUGGGCAAAAGGAAGAUGACUCUUGCACAGCACUUGAAGUUCACGUUGCUGCUGAUGGGAUGGCAACUUUUCUGAUUAGUGGCAAGGAUGAAGACUCCUUCAUUGCAAUUCAUGCUGAUGCUAAACUCUAACCAGAGCUGUGCACUCUACGUUUCUUCUGUAUUUUCGCUAACAGCAUGCAAGGUAAUCUGAUUGUUUUGGCUCUCCAGCAGCAAAUGCAUCAUAUAGGAGCAAAGUGCAUUAGCUUCUACAAAAUAAGAUAGUGAAUAGCUGCUAUACAGAGACAGGAGCUAGUGGUGCUAGUGCAGAUCUGGAAGAGGAGGUAUAUGCCUGCUGGCCUUUGUAAGUGUGUUUUGUUCAGUGGAAGUACAAAUGACAAAUGGAAGGAGAAAAUCAAAAUUACUUAAUUUUAAACUGUGUAAAUGCAGUUCACUUUGUGGGGAAUCUGGACUGAGAAUGAACACUGUGCCCAGAGCUCACCUUUUUGCUGAAAGAUGGUGCCAUGCAGCUUGCCACCCAAACUCCACUGGGCUGCAGAGUUAGGUACAGACCUUUCCCCAUUAUGUGAUUUCCCUGCGAGAGUCUCUCUGUCUAACCAGUAACAAGUGGCAAUCAAAUGGAGCAAUAACUCCUUUUCCCUUAAUGAAUUGGUUUGGGAUUUUAUCACAUCAUAAUGCAGUGGUAGGCUUUAAGGCUAUGCAGCAGAUCAUUUCUCACAUGACAGAAAUGUGGCAGAAAGUAGGAUCGAUGAACCCAACAGCUGAGUAAGUUAAACGGUAGUCUUUUCAAGGCCAAUAUUUAGAGACACAUUGGUAAUUCAGAGCAGCCUCGUUGUGGACAGUCAGCUAUGAACAGUGCAUGCAGCUGUGUCACAGGCACUCUUGUUCACCUUUCAUACCCUUCAAGCCACUGUUACAGCAGAGUGCAACAAAGCUGUUGUUCAUCUGAGCAAACUAAAUAGCAGCAAGGCAGACCACGGCGUUGUGACCAGCUUCUCUGACUUACUUACUUUUUGAUCCUUGAUGCUGGACACUUUUUCUGGCUUAGCAGAGGGAUAAAAAACAUACUAAAGCCACAAUACAAAUGUGAGUUACACUUAGUGAAAUGUAACAGUUGCACUGUAUAGCUUGGUCAUGGGAUGGACAUGAGCUCUGUUAGUGGUGUCUUUAAUAUGUGGGAGGGGGACUGGCAGCAGUCAAACCUGCUAUGACCAUAACAACUGAAUGAGGAACUACAACUGUGUGUGGGACUGGAAAAGGUAUAAAACCUCCAAGGUAACAGGGAAGAUUGGACCUCCCCCACUGAUUGACUCCUUCAGGAUUGGCAGGGCAUCACUUCAUCUUUGGUAGUAGCUAUCUCUCUUGCUUUUGCUAUCACUUGCUUUUAUCUCCUUUUUCCCCCUCUAUUUCUAGCUUUUCCCCCUGCAUAAGUAAGGAAAAUAAAAUUCCAGUGUUUUUCCCAA